AUGUCAAAGUCAGAAAUACUAGCACCGUACAGAUGUGUAGGACGUGUAUUUGGAACAGUUCCAGCGGUUUAUCAGCCGGUGGACAAGAGCAGUAACCUUGGAUUUUUAACUGUACCUGUUAACAAUUGUGUCCUCAAUUACACGAUCAGGCCUUUUAGGCUGGUGUGGAGCUCGGAUCACUUCUCUUCUGAGAUUAUUUUACUUACACGGUAUCUUAUUUUACAUUUUGUUGGUUUUUAGGUAAAUAACGAAGGAAUUUGCUUCUUGAACUUGUUUUUAGUGAAUAACAUAAAGUUUUUGAUAUUAUGAAUUUUCAAACGGGCAAAAAAAGGCGAUUAUAUAUUUCAGAAGCAAGAAAAGGAUCUUCGCUGCAUUGUCAAGCCAAAUUGAAGUGUUAAACCACACAGGAUCAUGGACUAAGACGAUUUGCAAAGGUGUAACAGCUAAAAUAAUGCUAGCCAUGGGCGAUAUCUUGAUUGUUCUUGACUCGACUAACAAAAUAUUGGUUGUAGACUGGAGAAAUGAUCAAGUUCUUGUUGAGUUUGAUGCAUCUUCAGGAGGAUUCGAGCCUACUUUUAUGAUUCAUCCGGAUACCUACUAUAACAAGGUACGUGUAUCUGUUCAUUUGAGAUGGAGUUAUUUUAUAAAUUUUAGGUAUUGAUUGGAGCCAAAGAUGGUCGUGUAAGAAUAAUUAACAUCAAUACAGCUAAAUUGAUUCAUGAAUUCGCUUCUGAUGCCCAGUUUAACAACCAGAUCACAUUUAUGGAUCAGAGUCCGGCAAAAGAUGUUGUAGCCUUUGGUUUCUCAAGUGGGCACAUUCAUUUUAGGCAUUUGAAGACUGGAAAAACGUUAUUGAGCUUCAAACAAGAUGGUGCUGUCACUGGAUUGGCUUUCCGGUAAGGUUUGGAGCUGUCUGGGCGGGUGUGCUUCUAUGGUUUAGAGGUAGUGAGUUUGGGUUGGAUUCAAAAGAUUGUGGGUUCGAGUCUGGUUGGAGGAAGUGGCUUGUAACUUGCUUUUUGUAUUCUUUUUAGUGUUUCAAAAUAAAAAAUAAGUUAUAAAAUGGUUUAUAAAUCUUAUAAACUAAUAUAAUUUAAGUAAUAAAGUUUAAAAUGACACUUUUUUAGAACUGACGGCGUAGAAACCCUCGUUUCGAGCAAUGCCGAAGGAACAGUCGCUCUUUGGGACCUAAAAGAACAAAAACUAGUUGGUCAGAAGGUUAGAGCACACGAUGACAAGAUCAUUACAUUGGUUUAUCUUCUCGGAUCACCAUUUUUAUUGACUGGAGGCAUUGAUAACAAGAUUGUUAUUUGGUUUUCGGAGACAGAACAAAGUCUGCCAAUACCUAGAAAGAUUCUGGAAGGUCAUUCCGCUCCGGUAAGCUUUUUUUUUAUUUUUUUUGGUUUUUAGGGUUUGAGAAAUGGUUGAAGGGACGAUUUUAAGCGUUGGGGACACGUAUACGAAAGGCUUAUGUUUUUUCGUAUAACUUGUCACUUUUUGAACAAAAUCAAAAAUUUUAAACUUAGAAAUGUUGUUAAGGUCAUUUAUUGUGUAAAAUUUAAAAAAUGGCAUUUUAGGUAACAGCGUUCCGUUUUUGUGGCCCAAAUGCCUUGAUCUCGGCCGGACUUGAUGGUAUUGUAAGGAAGUUCAAUAUCCACAGAAGUGAUCUGAUCUCAAGAUUGGGAAUCGCUAGAGAAGUCAAACCGUACGUUUAAAAUGAGUUUUUGAAAAAAAAAUUGAAAUUUUGACAAAUUUAAAAAUUUUGAAAAAAAACAUGUUUUAUCGUAUAAAAUGGUUAAAAAAAUUUUUUUUUGGUAAUUACUUCAGAACUACGAUAAUUGUUUAAAUUCUAGAGGAGAAGUAAGCAAAGACCGCUUCAAAGAAGUGAAACUCGAACCAAUCACUGACCUCAAGCUCGAACUCAUGAAAGAACAUUGCUUCGACAAUAUCGCCUGUGCCCACAAAGACUCGUUCCUAGUAUCGUCAUGGUCAUCGAGAAGAUGCACGAAAGGAUCACACCUAUUCCACCAUCAACGAUUCACCAAAGAUGCUAGAUUCUUAUCAGCAAAAGUCACUUCAAUGGAUAUCAGCAACGAUGGCAAUUUAAUAUUGAUCGGUUAUUCCACUGGCCAUGUGGACUGCUACAGCAUGCAAAGUGGACAACUCAAGUUCACAUUGGUCGAUAAAAGUCUACAGAAGACGGGAGACAAGAAAAAGGAGAACAACUUUUGGUAAGGGUGUGGUUUUGGAAGAGAUUGAGGAAAUUUGGGGUGGAUAAUAUUGGGGUUGGUUGGAUUGUUUUAAGUGUAACUUUUUUGGGUGUAUAGGUAGAAACGUGAAGUUAUAAGCGAUUGUAGUUUGUUUUAGUAGAUAUAGAACGUACUUUACAGAAAUUAAAAUUUUGAUUUUGAACGAAGUUACAGUAUUUUUACUGCAGGUCAUGACAUAAUGCACUGGUGGCCGAACUUUUUUAAUCAUAAAUUUUUUGAAAAAAUUGGCCAACGUAUGAAAUAAUAGUUGGUAGUAGCACGGUUUAUUAGCUCUAGAAUGCUUUUGGUAGAUUUUUCAAAUUUUUAUUUUUGAAAAAGUUACAGUAUUUUAACUGUGGUCCACUUUUUCUAGAAAAAAUUGUGAAAUAAUUAAUCGAAGUGUCCUUAACAUUUUUUUAAUUGUGAAAAUGUAGCUUUAAAUGAAACUCAGUUUCCCGUCGAAUCUAAAAAUGUUGUAUUUUAGCCACGAGGCCGCGGUAACGUCAGUAAAUUUCCAACUAAACUCGAUUGACAUGAUCACAGUCGGAGCCGAUGGCAAAGUGAAAUGGUGGACAAUGGAGCAAUUGAAGCCCAAACUGACAAGAUUCCUUCAACUACCAGAAGGCGAACUACCACAAAGUGCUCAACUCGACCGGGAAUCACAACUUUUCGCCAUCGGAAUGACCAAUGGCACGUUGAGGAUAUUGGACUCGAGACUGUGCCGCACUGCCAGGGUUUUCCCAAAGUUUUUGGCCGAAAAAGUGACGUUUAAUGUGUUGGAGUUCUCACCCGAUUCGUUUUAUCUACUGGUCGGGUCGUCGGAUGCGGUUAUUAGGGUAGGUGUUGGUUAGGCAGAAAUGUUGAAAAAAUGGCAAGAACGUUGUUUACAAAACAAAAAAUGGCAAGAACUUACUUUACAAAACAUAAAAUGACAAGAACUUUCUUUAAAAAACAAAAAAUGGCAAAAACUUUCUUUACAAACUCAAAAACAAAAACUUUCUUUCCAGGUCAUUCACCUGCAGUCCGCCGUCCUCCAGGGCGCAGUUCGCUGCUCUACUCCGGUCGUGAAAGCUCAGUUCAGCGAGGACGGUCGAUUCGUGACAACUUGUCAUGAACAACAACGCGAGCUGUUCGUCUGGACGAAUCGACUCCAAAUGGCCGACUUCACCGUUAAAAAGCCGGAAUCUGAGCUACCGGUCAAGAACUUGAGAGGCUUCGGCGCGGUCAAGGUCAGCUACGAAGAUCAAAGCUUGUUCGAGCUGUCAGACGAUGAAGAUGAUGUUGUAGUAGACAAUGGAGACAAGGUUCAAACUCUGGUCAUUGAUGGUGAUGAGGAUGAUGAAGAGGAAGAGGUUCAGAAGAUGGACGUGGAGAUGAGACAGGUGGUUGAGGUAGGUGUUUUUGGUCGAAAAGAAGAUUUUUAGGUAAAAAAGGUUGUAAAAUGCUAUUUUUAAAAGCAACUGGCAAGAACGUUCAACGUUCUGUACAAGACACGGAACGGCAAGAACUUUCUUUACAAAACAAAAAAUGGCAAGAACUUUCUUUACAAAACAAGAAACGGCAAGAACUUUCUUUACAAAACAAAAAAUGGCAAGAACUUUCCUUACAAAACAAGAAACGGCAAGAACUUUCUUUACAAAGCAAAGAGUGGCAAAGUCUUAUAAAAUAUCAUUUUUAAUAACAAAAUUUGUCUUUACAGCUUCUCGGCUCCGACUUGCUCUCAAUCUCGGGCCAACCAUCUCACCGCUGGUCCACCCUACCUCACAUCGAAAAGAUCAAGCAAAGAAACACGAUCAAAGAAGUGGUCAAGAAACCCAUCGAUGUGCCAUUCUUCCUCGAAUCCACUCCAAAUGAAGCCGAAAUUCUGGCCGACGCUACGGAGAAACGCCGCUUCAAAGCGGCUCAACGAUCGGAUACGGAAUUAUUUACCGAUUGGACCCAAAAGCUGAUCCAGGUCUCGAAUGAAGCCGGCUUCAAGCACGUUUUUAAUGGAUUGAUUCAGAAGCCAACGAGUAUUAUCGAUUUUGAAAUUAGAGCACUACCAAAGGCGGUUUUAUCAAAGUUUAUCGAUAUGAUCAUGGUCAAAUUGGAGGAGAAACAAGACGCUGACUUUGUACAGGUAAGAUCCGAUUUUUUAAAAUUUUUUUAGGAAAGUUUGAAAAAUGAAAUUUUUUGACGUUUUCAAUUGAUUAAACGGGGGUUGCAGAUCAAAAAUGGUUUAUUAGGGCUCAAUUUAGGCUUUUUGGUACAAUAUUGUACUGUUUGAGAAAAUGUGUUUUGGUAGUGUAGAGGUAGUGAGUUGGGUUUGAGUAUAAACGCUUGUAGGUUCGAGUCCGGCUGGAAGCAAAGGGUUAAAAUUGCCUUUUUUGAUUAUUUUUUGUUUUAAAAAGUUUAAGUUAUGGUCUAGUAAUGUAAAUUAUGGUUUAAUAAGGUCAUUGCACUGUCUUAGAUUUUGAAAAGAUAUUAAAAAAGAAGAAAUUUGUGCAAAAUAUUAAAAUUUUUGAGAAUUACUGUGAUUUUCUUCAUUUUUUGGCCGUUUUAUCGAAAAUUUUAGUGAAUUAGGCCGUUUUCAGAUGUUUGAGAACUCUGUGAUAACGUUAAAGGCUUCUAUGAUAAUAUAAACUUCAUUUUCAGGCCAUUCUAAACACAUUCCUCAUGGUUCACAACGAGGUAUUGUGCGACGACGCGGAUAACGAGGAAGACGAUGAAGAAGAAACAGAACUUACAGCUUCUAAUUUGACUACGAAGUUGGAAAAGUUGGUAUCGAAAGAAGCCGAAGGAACAGAACCUUUCGAAGAUUUGUAUCAAGAAACAGCCGCAGUUUUGAAAUGGAUCAAAUCAGCUGUUUUGUAA
Messenger RNA from Bursaphelenchus okinawaensis, 5099 nucleotides. The record is from the annotation of a GenBank genome assembly. Lineage: Eukaryota; Metazoa; Nematoda; Chromadorea; Rhabditida; Aphelenchoididae.